AUGGAGAUCUCGAUUCUCCUGCUCGGUGUCGCGCAAACUUCCUCUCCGCAGACAUGGAUCGUUGUGGCUGGCCUCGCCACUGGUCAGAGCCUCGGCGCAUUCGUCGUCGGAGAGCCGCAAGUUUCUCUUGAAGAGAGAGACAUCGUCUGGUAUGUCGAAGAGUUUGCAUUGAACGAUCCGUAUUCCGAGGGGCGAGCCGAAGAGAUCCCCCAGCGCCUGGACGGUUAUGCAGCUCAACUCUCGCGUCUGUUGAGACCCGCCGUCUCUCGAGCGCUGAGAGCAAGCGGAGGAGGAGUCGGCAGUCUCUCACUCAGACUGCACGUCCAGGCAUUACAAGGCCACGCCAACAUUCACAGCAUCAAGUGGGAGUUACUGGAGAGGCAGGUGGCAUGCCUCGAGCUGAAUGCAAAUUCUGUUUUCGUCAUCCGCCAAGUGUCGCCAACCACCAGGCCGUCUUCGUCGACGGCCCAACGACCGAAGCAAAACAUCCUCCUCGUUUCCGCCCGCCACGCUCUCCAAGACCCCAUACCUUAUCGUAUAAUUUCGCUUCCGGUUUGGAAUAUCGCCGAAGCAGCGCGCAGAGAAGAAGUGAACGUCGAGCUAUACUUUUCCCGACCGGGAACUUGGGGUACUCUCAAGCGCACACUACGGGAUCGCCCAAUUGGCUUCUUCUCGAUAGCCCACUUUGACUUACACGGCGUGCGUUUACGUGAUCGAAGCUUCUGUUUCCGCUUCUCACCUUCGUACUAUAACGCUCAAGUUCCCGAAGACGUGCCUGUCGCUGAAGUGGCAAGAGUCCUGAGCGAGUACGGUGUCAAGGCGGUCGUGCUCAACGCUUGCAACUCCGGCAAUCAGCCCGCGGAUCCGAUUCUGCGCAGUGCUGCGCAUAUUCUGGUCAGCCAAGGCAUCUUCGAGGUCGUUGCCAUGUCUCACUCGGUGAUGAAGUCGACUGCAGUGGACUUCAUGACCGCCUUCUACGAAAAGCUGUUUCUGGAGGGAAGCACCAUCGCUGGCGCAGUCCAACACGGUCGCAACUACCUCAGGAACCACGCGACUAAAGAAGGGCGGUUUUCACUGCUCGUGCGAGUCCACGACGACUUCGUACCAGUGUUUUAUCGGAGCGAACAUAGCCCCGGUGGUUUGUUUGAGCACCAUAACAACUUGCCAGGUCCGGAGAUCGCGGGUCCCAGCUCUCGGAGAGGAUCGGAUGAUAAACAGCCAAGUUCAGGUGUACAGCUGCUCGGCCGAGAAAAUGACUUGCUCUCGAUCGAGUCAGCGCUGUGCGAGAACGCAAUAGUGAAAGUCGUAGGCGAUCAUGGAGUCGGGAAAACUUGCUUCGCGAAUCGUCUGCUUCGCUGGUGGCGAGAGACUGGCUUCAUCGACCACGCCUUCGCGAUCGACUGUUCAGACUUGUCGACGUCCCUUAUUGAGACACUCAUCCACCAGAUCAACGGUGAUACCUUUCACGGAACUCGAGGGAGCCAGAAGAGGGUGCUAGUCUGCGUCGACAAUUUCAACAUCCGGAAAGCGGGCCAAGGAUCCAAUCAGCGGCUACAGUGGAAGACAUUUAGGGACUACGUCACUCGUCUGAAAACACAUUGUCCACGAAGUACCUGGCUUCUACUUGGCCGCUUCUCAGAGACGGCUUCCGCAGCAAAUGACAUCAUCCCGGUUGCCGAGUAUUUCCUGAAGGGUCUGAAAGAGGACGAAGCAGCGCAGCUCCUGCGACGCGGCUUUGAAUGCGAUGGAAUGAAGCUCCCGUCUACGCGUGAAUUCAACGAGCAAAUGGAAGAAUUCACAGACCUUCAGGACGGAAACCCCCUAGGGAUGGAGCUGCUUGGAUCGUUUGAACCAUUCUUCGGCUCGUUCCUAGCCCUGACGCUGGCGCUGAAGUUCUGGGUCCCUCCGCUUGUCUAUCUCGGUUUGGACUCUGCGUUGAAACGAGACAACUGGAUGAUGAGCAGUCCUUCCGCCGAACGCUCUUUGGAGUAUUUGAAUGAAUCAUCCAACACUCUCCAUGAAUUCAAGUGCCUCAUAGACACCCUGGAACAGCGCUCCAAACUCGCACUCCAGAUCGCAAUGAGUUUGUCGGCUUGCCAGAGGGUCAUACCGUUUGAUCUUCGAGACUGGGUCACCUGGCUGUUUCAGUCCGGCGGCAUGCUGUCAAAUCAGUCCGAGGCUGAAGAAGCGUCGUUAGGAACGGUAGAAGCCGGGACAUCAUCGAAAUCUCCAGAACACCCACCGGAACCCGCCGUGCGAUGCGUAUCUUGGGUUCUCGAGCAGUUGGUGGACUUCGGCUUCAUAUAUCUGGCUUCACAAACACCAGGCAGCUCGGUGCCGAAGUACUAUGAAGUACACCCUCUUUUACCGCACCUGCUGCGAUACGAAAUGGUUAAGCGUAGCAACAACCCCUCGACCGAAGUCGCAUGCGUCAAGUUACACCAACUACCGUCAAUGCUAUGGCACCUGUACGAAUUUCGGAUUUCGUCGCUCAUCGAGUUGACGAACGGCACGCAAGAUGCAUCAGGUGUUCCUGUGGAGGUUAGAAAAUUUUUCGAGGCAGAACAUAUAAAUAUCUACAACGCCGUCGAGGCUUGCAUUCAGCAGCCGGAGUUCGGUUACAGGACAAUGAAUGUGCUGGGGAUCCUUCUUUCUGAGGCGGUUACGGAACUCUCCUCUAUGUGGGCCAGAGCUCAGACAAGACUCCUAGACUGCGUUCUGCGCGGCCUGGAGCAUUUGUAUCAAAUCCAGCACUACAGAUCGGCUCUAGCAAGGGAGGAGACAGCAGAUGCUUUGGGGCAAAUCGUGGUCCUGGUCUGGUGGCGAGGGAAUACUCUUUUAGCGGCGGCUGAAUACGCGGCGGCGCACGAGAAUGCGAAACGAGCGCUGCUGAUGCUCGAGGAUCUGAUGCCAUCGGUGUUGGAUCGACGUAACUUGGGAGCGCUAUCAUUCUCGUUGCGAUGUCAAGCCGCCUUCGUCGCUUCCUCGUCGGGGUUGACAGACGCCCUGCUCCAACUCCUCUCUGAGGGCCGCCCUGCCGGACUGGAGAAGAACGUCGCCUAUAUUUGGGCUGCGUCGCGGUACUUGAUCCAAACUCGCUAUCUGAUGUCUGAAGGGGAGGCUGCAGGGGGCCCAGAUGCUGUUUCUUUCAAAUAUCUCGCUAAGCUUUAUGCGCACGCAUUUCGAGGUUCAGAACUCACUGGUGUUGAGUUCCCGAAUCAUCAGGACGUACUGAGAGAUCUGGAGGACCCAAGUCUUGACGAAGAAUGCUGGUCCACGAAGCUCAGACCAGCAAUUGCCUCCGCUUUCGUUAAAGUCGGACGCUGUUUUCUGUUCGAAGCUGCCAGCAGCCUUCUUAGGGAAGCCGAAAUGCUCAAGACAGACAAAAGGCAGCAUCGAGAAUCCUUGCAAAUCGCUCUCCAGGUGGCGAGACGGACGCACGACCUAAAGGCCGAAGCAUCCAGUCUCGACGAACUCUUCACCCUCGCAGCAGGUGAAGACGUGAGAGCUGCCAUGAGAAUCCAUGAAGAGCUAGUUAAUCUCGAGCAAGACCUGGAAGCAGCGGGCCAGGACUGGCGGGGAACGGGAGCGGCUGAGCGGAAUUGCAGCAUUGGAACUUUGCUGAUAAGACCGACAGAUUCUGGUCCAGUUAGUGGACACUUAUAUUCCGAGGCUCGCCCUUAUUUCGAGCGCGGCAUCCAAGGGACUUAUGAGGCCAUGAAUGGCACUAAAGCCAAGAUGAAGGAUCUCCGCAUGCUGUACAGAGGGUACAUGGGUCUGAGUCGGUGCGGCCGCAGCGCGGGCGACCGCGCUGAGUACGUUUCGAACACUGUCCGCGCCAUACAGGUAGAUCUGUUCCUGAGCGAACAUGGGGUGAGCGCCGAAUGGGGCGACGGUGCGGCCAUGAGAUGGGUGCUAGAGGAGUUCCAUCAGAGCGUCCAAACACAUACCAUCCCAGACUUCAUCAUCCAGGUGGCGGCCGGCGUCAUAUGGGACGCUGCUGAGGUCUUGCAUUUCUUGAUCCAAUGCCAGAUGCAUGCGAAGACUUUACUGGAGGGAAACUCGAGGGCAGCAUUGGAAGAAACCCAGCGCCUCUUCUUUGGACCAAGUCAGGUCGACGAAACGCGGCUAAAAUACUGGCGGCACGGUCAGCAGGGCGGUUCCGUGACAUACGGUGUUGGGUCUUCCGAUGGCAAUGGAUACCGACAAUUCCUCGGCGACAUGCUUCUCGCAGAUGGCUACCAAGUCCGAUUUGUCGGCUCGCGUAGGUCAGGCUCCAUGAGCAAUGGCGAUAACGAGGGGUGGCGAGGGUACAGACUUGACCAGAUUGAGACCAAAGCGAGGAGAUGCGUCGCAACACUGCUCCCCAAAGUCUUCACAAUCAACGCCGGAUCUAACGAUUGCAUCCAAGACUUCCAACUAGAGGGUUUUGGGUUACGUAUGGGCAGCAUGCUCGAGUAUUUCUGGCAGACAUCUCCCGCCUCGACCGUUAUUCUGUCAACUCUACUCGUGAACGCAGAUAAGGACGUCAACUCGCGAGUCUUGCGCAUAAACGACCAGCUCCGCGAAUUGGCUCAGUCGAAGGCGGCAGAACAGAAGAGGAUAGUUCUUGCCGACAUGAAUAGCCCUGAGGGACCUCAACUUGGGGAUCUGGUUGACGGCACGCACCCUGAUGACAAAGGGUACAAGAAGAUGGCCGCUAUAUGGUUCAAUGCGAUCCGGCAGGCCCGCAAUCAAGAUUUUCUUAAGGCGUAG
Molecule: messenger RNA, 4755 nt
Organism: Scedosporium apiospermum
Lineage: Eukaryota; Fungi; Ascomycota; Sordariomycetes; Microascales; Microascaceae
Exons: 3
Coding region: 1-4755 (1584 amino acids)
Molecular function (GO): phosphatidylcholine lysophospholipase A1 activity
Source: RefSeq, a predicted model, not a curated record